UUUAGAGGUACACAUGUAGAGGUGGUGGGUAUAAAACUGUUAGAUUGUUGGACAUGCCGCACACAACACCACAUCAGCCAUGAGAAGCGCGGUACUGGUGGUAGCUCUGCUAGCGUCCGCAGCGGCGGAGGCUCCGUACCACUUGCCACGGCCCGCCUUCCACGCACCCUCCUUCAGCUAUGGGCACCCUGCGCCGCCCCCGCCCCCGCCCCCGCCCCCGCCACCGCCCGCACCGCCUGCGCCCUUCCCCCAGCUUCCUCACCCCCACGUGCAGCAAGCGUUUCAUGCUCCCCCCGCGCCACAACCUAACUUUAUCCAAUCUGGAUACAAUUACGCUCAGCCAAUACCUUACCCUCAAAUUCAAUACCAUCAACAACAAAUUCAGCAACCACCUCUCCCACAAAUAUCAUAUAAUGCACCAUCCCUCCCUGUGAGCUAUCCACGACCCCAACAAAUUUACCACCAACCUAUUCCUUCCUAUAGUCAACCUCAAGCACAUCCCUCAUUUACCUAUGCACCCCAAUUUCCCGUAGAACCAAUACGACCUCUACCAGCUUUUGUAGCACCUCAGCAAUACUCUCCCAUAGCACAGCAAUCAGGUCAAGACUAUGCAUACCAACAACCGCAAUCAUCACCUCCAUAUGUAUCUCAGUUACCAUUACAGUCCCAAUCUUUCAGCAACUUCCCAUCCUCAUCCCUAUCCAGUUAUCAAGCCGACUCAAACCAAUACAACACAGCUGCACAGAGUCAAACGCACAGUGAAGUUCUCGAUUCAACAGUAGUUAACCGUGUGCAAAACAUUAUUAAAGACAAUGAGCAUAAGUCUGCAAAAGAAGCGGGACUAUUGUCCCUAGUGUCCGGUGUGUCAUUAGAGAAUGCUAGACCAAGCGUAGAAAUAACAUCCUUCGUGCAGAAUUCAGCUGCUCCGAAUAGAGUUAUUGAUACAUCAUCGUAUUCAUCAAGUUCGUCAUCUUUAUCCGGUGCAUCUAGCCCGUCAGGAAGUCUGUCUUCAUUUGGUUUAACAAACAUUCAACCACAACAACAAAGUACAGGAGCAAUUAGUUUAAGUUUCUUACCUCACACACAGCCAGCCACUUCUUAUGGCCCACCGAAUUAACUGUGUUAUU
Messenger RNA from Papilio machaon (common yellow swallowtail), 1127 nucleotides. RefSeq names its product velvet complex subunit B. NCBI's taxonomy places the organism in Eukaryota, Metazoa, Arthropoda, Insecta, Lepidoptera, Papilionidae. The transcript has 2 exons. The record is from RefSeq and is a predicted model, not a curated record. The coding region runs from base 80 to 1117 and encodes 345 amino acids.